Messenger RNA from Capronia coronata CBS 617.96, 2034 nucleotides. Its product is annotated as pre-mRNA-splicing factor CLF1. The coding region runs from base 1 to 2034 and encodes 677 amino acids. Gene Ontology annotation, biological process: spliceosomal complex assembly; mRNA splicing, via spliceosome. NCBI's taxonomy places the organism in Eukaryota, Fungi, Ascomycota, Eurotiomycetes, Chaetothyriales, Herpotrichiellaceae. Gene Ontology annotation, molecular function: protein binding. The record is from RefSeq and is a predicted model, not a curated record. The transcript has a single exon. Gene Ontology annotation, cellular component: Prp19 complex; post-mRNA release spliceosomal complex; precatalytic spliceosome.
AUGGAUUCCUCAAGAGGCCCUCCGAGGGUCAAGAACAAGGCGCCUGCGCCUGUGCAAAUAUCUGCAGAGCAACUGCUUCGUGAAGCAGUUGAUAGGCAAGAGCCCGGCGUACAGGCGCCGACUCAACGUUUCGCGGAUUUGGAAGAACUUCAUGAAUUCCAGGGUCGCAAGCGCAAGGAGUUCGAGGACUAUGUUCGCCGCAACAGGAUUAAUAUGAACAACUGGAUGCGCUAUGCGCAGUGGGAGUUGGAACAAAAGGAAUAUCGACGUGCAAGGUCCAUUUUCGAGCGGGCCUUAGAUGUCGACAGUACCCAUGUGGCUCUAUGGAUUCGAUACAUCGAGGCGGAGAUGAAGACAAGGAACAUCAAUCAUGCGCGGAACUUACUGGACAGGGCUGUCACCAUCCUACCACGCGUCGACAAGCUUUGGUACAAAUAUGUGUAUAUGGAAGAGACGCUGGGCAAUAUUCCUGGGACCAGGCAAGUCUUUGAGCGAUGGAUGAGUUGGGAGCCGGACGAGGCUGCCUGGUUGGCCUAUAUCAAGUUGGAGAAGAGAUAUGGCGAAUAUGACCGUGCGCGAGCGAUCUUCGAACGGUUCACCAUUGUUCAUCCCGAGCCACGAAAUUGGAUCAGAUGGGCCAAGUUUGAGGAAGAAAAUGGCACCAGCCAGCUCGUGCGGGAUGUGUACGGUGUUGCCAUCGAGACACUAGGCGACGACUUCAUGGAUGAGAGGCUCUUCAUCGCCUACGCCCGCUAUGAAGCUAAGCUCAAGGAGUAUGAAAGGGCUAGGGCGAUCUACAAAUACGCAUUGGACAGACUUCCACGCUCUCGCUCGGCGUUGCUUCAUAAGUCUUAUACACAGUUCGAGAAACAAUUCGGCAACCGAGAAGGUGUUGAGGACGUCAUCCUGGCGAAGCGGCGGGUGCAGUACGAGGAACAGGUCAAAGCCAAUCCUCGCAAUUACGACGCGUGGUUUGAUUUCGCAAGAUUGGAGGAAGCGGGGGGCGACGUGGAGCGUGUGAGAGAUGUUUACGAGAGAGCUAUCGCGCAGGUUCCGCCGUCGCAGGAGAAGCGACACUGGCGGCGAUAUAUCUACCUGUGGAUCUUCUAUGCGCUGUGGGAGGAGAUGAGCAAUAAGGACAUUGAGAGGGCGAGGCAAAUAUACCAAGAGUGCCUGAGGCUCAUUCCACACAAAAAAUGGACCUUCGCCAAAAUCUGGCUCCUGAAAGCGCAGUUCGAGGUUCGCCAAAUGCAACUGCAGGCAGCAAGAAAGACACUAGGUCAAGCCAUUGGAAUGUGUCCGAAAGACAAAAUCUUUCGUGGGUACAUUGAGCUGGAGAAGCAACUGUUCGAAUUUGGUCGAUGUCGCACUCUCUACGAGAAACAGCUUGAAUGGAAUCCUUCCAACAGUCAAGCUUGGAUUCAGUUUGCCGAGCUUGAGCGCGGGCUCGACGAUCUCGACCGAGCGCGGGCCAUUUACGAGUUGGCGAUUGAACAGCCCACACUAGACAUGCCCGAACUGGUGUGGAAGGCGUACAUCGACUUUGAAGAAUAUGAAGAAGAGUACGAUCGAGCGCGGACGCUGUAUGAGCGGCUCCUACGCAAGACCGACCACGUCAAGGUCUGGAUCAACUAUGCGCGGUUCGAGAUCAAUGUGCCUGACCCCAACGAGCCUGAAGUGGGCGAAGACGAAGAACAGCGGGUCAGCGAGGAAGCCAAGCGCCGGGCGCGCAAGAUAUUCGAGCGGGCGCAUGAGCUCUUCAAGUCGAGGGAGAUGAAGGAAGACAGGGUGACUUUGUUGAAUGCCUGGCGGUCGUUUGAGCAGACCCAUGGAUCGCCGGAGGACAUUGAGAAGAUCGAGAGACAGAUGCCUCGCAAGGUCAAGAAGAGAAGAAAGAUCGAGGAAGACCGGUUCGAGGAGUACCUCGACUAUGUCUUCCCGGCGGACGAUGAGAGUGCAGCCAAGAUGUCCAAAUUGUUACAGAUGGCGCACCAGUGGAAAGCGAAACAGCAGGUCAACGAGGGAGGGCAGUGA